Molecule: messenger RNA, 17872 nt
Organism: Oryctolagus cuniculus (rabbit)
Lineage: Eukaryota; Metazoa; Chordata; Mammalia; Lagomorpha; Leporidae
Source: RefSeq, a predicted model, not a curated record
CACCCAGCACGCAGCUGUUUUCUGCUGGUCUCGUGCUAGCUGGUACAAAGUGUGGGAGGAGGAUGCUGGGGUGUGUGAGGAGAUGAGGAUGCCUGGGCUGCUGUGGGGGCUCCACAUUGCCACAGAACUUAGCUUCAAACAACCGCCACAUUAGCAUCUCUCCUACCUGUGGGUGGGCAGGCUCAGCAAGGUGACUCUUCUGUUCCUCCUGAUGCUGGCUAGAGCUGCACUCGUCUGUGCUCAGUGGGGCUGGCACCCUGGCCCAGAGCUCCCCGCCAGGCUGGUGCUGGUGCAGCCAUGGGUUGGACGUUCUGCUGAGGCUGUCAGCAGGAGAGGCCUGGUUCUCAUCCAUGUGGCCUUUCUAUGUGGAAAGGGAUGGAUUCCGCGAGCUGGUGCUGCAAGAGGGAGAAAACAGAAGGUGCUGGUUUCCCUGAGGCCUGGCAUCAAAAGUCCUGGAACAUCGCACUCUGCUGCCAAAGAGAUAAUCACCAUAUAAUUUCAGUACACAGCACCCCAGAAUUUUUUCUAUGCAAAAAUAAUCAUUUCGUUUUUCUAAAACAGAGUGAUUCUGCCCACACUGUAUAGUGUGAGCUGUGAGGAGUGGAGAGGGUCAAACAAGUCCUCUCAAUGGAGAUCCCAGGACGAGGGGUCAGAUCAUAGCCAUUCCUGUGUUUUUUUUUUUUUUUUUUUUUAAGAUUUAUUUAUUUAUUUGAGAGGCAGAGUUACAGACAGAGAGAGGGAAAGACAGAGAGAAAGGUCUUCCAUAUACUGGUUCACUCCUCAGAUAGCCACAACAGCCAGAGCUGGGCCAAUUGGAAGCCAGGAGCUUCCUCUGGCUCUCCCAGAUGGGUGCAGUGACCCAAGCACUUGGGCCAUCUUCCACUGCUUUCCAGGCCUCUAGCAGAGAGCUGGAUCAGAAGUGGAGCAGCAAGGACUUAAUUCAAUGCCUACAUGGGCUGCUGGUGCCCCAGCCAUAGGCUUAGCCCACUAUGCCACAGCACUAGCCCCAGCCAUUCUUGUUUCUGGAGCACUGUGUGAAGGGCCAUAUGUGUCUCACUUAAAUCUCCUAUCCAGCUGACGAGGAAGGCAUUGUCUUCAUUUGGUGGGCAGGGAAACUGAGAUGACAGGAGGUUGCUGUCCAAAGACUUAGAGCUACACUGAGUCCCACAUCCGUGCUGGGAGCCACUUGCUCCCUAUGGGAACACUUGCUCUCAGGACACGCCUCCCCAAGCCCAGCUGCCGAGAUGGGGAAAGCCCAGGCAAAGAGGCCAGGUGCAGACACUUCAGCCCACAGCCCUGUGGAGCUGACAGCUGAGCACCGGGAUCAGUUACCAGCCCCGGGAAUGCGUCAGGUUGGAAUCUUCAGCCCCACUCAGCCCCUUGAUGACUACAGCCACAGCUGACAUCUGACGGAGCUCAGUAGAGUGAAGCCGGUCCUGAGUGGUGAGCACUGGUGAGACCGUGGCUAUUUUUAGUCACUGAGUUUUGGCAGAUUUGUGCCACAGCAGUGGGCAACCAAAACGGGAGGGAGCUGCUUAACCUCGGACCAGUUCUUCCUGGGGCAGUGGCUGAGUCAGGGACCCCCCCCCCCCGCCCCCAAGAUCCUUGCUGGGCUCCGCGCAUGAGGGUGGGUCGCAUGUGAGUUUUCUUGUGCCCUUCCCCAGCUGGGGAAAAAUUCACUGAGUCACAAGACUGGGAGGACAAACUCUGUGUGAAUGAGCUAACAGGAAUCUGGGCAAGAGUCCCAGAGUAAAUCAUGUUGAUUCUCAGCCCAGAGGAGGCCUUGCCCAGUGCUGUUCAAACUCACGUAAACAGUGCUUUCCAGCUGAUUUGCUACUUUCAAAAUUUUCCAAUUUCAAAAAAGUAACUAUAAUAAAAUCACUUUAAAGCAAACAACAGGCAUUUAGCUUCCUGCCGAUGCAGACCCUGGGGGCAGUGGUGAUGGCUCAAGUAAGUGCCACCCUCGUGGGAGACCUGGACUAUGACCCCUGCUUCUGGCUUUGGUCCAGCCCCCUCCCUCUUGUGGGUGUUUGGGGAGUGAACUAGUGGAUGAGAACUUUGUCUCUGUGUCUCCAAUAAAUAAAAGCAAGAGCUGCACUCGGACAUAAGCUAAACACUGCACAGCUCCUGAGGGGCAUAAGUAGGUUCUUGUCCUUGGGGAAUGGUGACCACAGUCCUGGGACACAGAGUGGUGACAAGAUGACCUCGAGGGAAUCCUCUGUGGCACCUGGACCCCAAACUAUAUUUCAUUUUGGUUUCUCUCUCCCUUUUAUUUAUUUAUUUAUUUAUUUUUUGACAGGCAGAGUGGACAGUGAGAGAGAGACAGAGAGAAAGGUCUUCCUUUUGUCAUUGGUUCACCCCUCAAUGGCCGCGGCGGCUGGUGCGCUGUGGCCAGCGCACCGCGCUGAUCCGAUGGCAGGUCUCCCAUGGGGUGCAGGGCCCAAGCACUUUGGGCCAUCCUCCACUGCACUCCCGGGCCACAGCAGAGAGCUGGCCUGGAAGAGGGGCAACCGGGACAGAAUCCGGCGCCCCGACCGGGACUAGAACCCGGUGUGCCGGCUCACAGGCGGAGGAUUAGUCUAUUGAGCCGUGGCGCCAGCCUUGGUUUCUCUUUAAAGUCUCAAUUUCAUGGGAAAAGUUUUCAUUUGUGUCAUGUAUGGAUUUCUGUAGUUCAUGGAUUUGCUUCUGAUUACUUCUAAGUAAUCCUACAAUCAACUUUUUUUGAAUUCUGUUUCUUCAGUCUCUUCAUCUUCACGUUCUAGUACUGAGGUGUCGUGUUCUUCUGGGGGCGUCAUGUUGUCUUCCUUCUUGUUUCUUGGAUUGCUGUGUUUAAUUAGGCAUUUGUGGAGACACUUGUUGGUUUAUUUAUUUAUCUUUUCCCUGUGAUGGCUUGUAUGUUUGGACUAUGCCCGUGUGGCUUAGCAGAGUGUCUGCUCUUUCAGUGAACACCCAGGAGAGGUUCAGGUCUGUUGGUGUCGUCUCAUGCUCACCUCCUCUCCUCCAAGAAGACCAGUGCCCAGGCGCUAGCCCCGGUGGGUACAAUAUUCAUCUGCGCUGCCACAAGAACCACACAAAGGAUCCGUGCAGUCCUCACUGUGAACACGAAUCCUGCAGCGGUGACCCUCACCAGGGAAUCAGGGAGCCCUGAGCCUGGGGAGACACCCACAGUGACUGCUCAAAGUCCCAGCCACACCCUGCGCCCUCCCACACAGCCACAGUGUUUUCACAGUCCCAGCACACAAGCCUCCCACGGUCACGAGCACCCAGCCCCCUGUCAAUGCUCCCAGCCAGAAUCGGCUUCUCCUCUGUGCUGGUUGCUGGAUGCAAGGACACUGGCACAGCUGUUAUGUUUGUCCAAAAUGGUGCUGCCCUCUCGGCUAGUUACAGGAUGCUGGUGCUGGGCGGCUGGGGAGAGAGAAACAUGCCCCCGCUUUUCUUCUCUGGGUUGGCAUGGACACUGCCUCCCACGGACCGCACCCAGACUCACCAGAGGCUCUCCCCGCAGCUCUAUCGCCAGUGGCGUGGGCUGCUGCAGUCUGGUCUCACCUCUCUGCGAAGCUGGUGCAGAGUCUCAGCUGCUGGGUCCUGAGCUGUUCGCGUCCACACCUUCCAUGGCAGGUGAGGAAGCUCAGCGGGCUCAGGACCUCCUCCAACCGCACUUCUCAGUCCUCUCUGGCCCAGCAGCUCUAAUUUCAGAGCAUUGAAAGAAUCCGGGGAGGAUGCAGAGCCUGCGAUUUCCGGAGCCCCUCCCGAGAAGAUUCCACAAGUCUGGGGGGGGGGGCGCAGCGUCUUCACUUGAGCAGCAGCCAGGCGGUCUCUCUGUGGAUGGGCCCCUGCAACCUCAGCCUCCCCAGAAGUGUGAAGAGAGGACCGGCAGGAAUCUCCAAGCCGUACCUCCGGGACCAGAUGGGCCUGGGACUGGGCAGAGUCUCCAGAGCCAGGGAAGGGUCUUACAGCCCAUCGAGAGCAAGUAGAUUUUUUUAAAGGUUUGUUUAUUUGUUUGAAAGGCAGAGUGACAGAGAGGAGAGUGAAAGAGAUCUUCCAUCUACAGCAAGUGGGUUUUAAGUUGAGCUCCCUACAGGGCUGCUGUAAAGUUCUGUCACCUCCACCCCACCAGUUUCGUCUUUUUAGUGCUAAUUUAUUUUCAUCUACUGGAAAAGCAGAGCAACAGAAGAGAAACAGAGAGACCCUCCAUCCACUGGUUCACCAAGUGGAUGGGCCAGGCCGAAACCAGGAGGUGGAACUGCAUCCUGAUCUCCCAGAUGGGUGGCAGGAGCCCACGCUCUUGAACCAUCAUCCCCAGCAGUUUGUUUUACUAUAGUAGGUUUCCAAGAAAGCAUUAGAAGAAAAGACUUGAUUACUAAAUGCUCCCCCAUAUGGUUUUUUAAACUCAUACUGGCAAGGAGGAGAGAGAUUGGAAUCCCUUACAUCGCUGGUGGGGAUGUAACACAGGGCAACCACUGGCUUACAGUGUGGCCGCUCCUCCUGGGUGGAACAUAGAGUGUUACCAUCCGACCAGCAGGUACUCGAGAGAACAGAUGGCAGAAGUUCAAACAAGAACUUGUAGGCAACAACUUACAGUGUUCGCAGCAGCAGCAGCACCCCUCACAGUAGCCAAGAGAUGGAAAUACCUCCUACACCCGUCAACUGAUGACUUAGUACACAAAAUGUGCUACAUUCCAACAGCAGAGAGUAUUCAGCCACGCUUCAGCAUGGACCAGCCUGGAAAACACGGUAGUGAGUGAAAGACAUUAGACAGAGAGGUCGCAUUUCUAUCAAUCCGUUUGUAUGAAGUGUCCAGAACAGGCAAACCCAAAGAGACAGAUGGCCCGAGGGGUUGCCGGGGCCGGGGCGGAGUAGUGGGGGAGUGGCUGCAUAAUGGAUAUGGGGCUUCUUUUUGGAAUGAUGACAUGCCCUGGAACUGGAGGAGAUGGUGUACUCAUUGAGAAUAUAUUAAAUUUCAGUUAUGGCAAAUUUUACAAUUUAAACUUAAAAAAACAAACAACUAAGUUGUAUUUGAAGGCAGAUGGACAUGGAGAGUGCUCGCACCUGCCGAUUUACUCAAAUGCUCCCAACAGCCAGCUGGGGCUGAGCCGAGGCCGAACCUGGCAGCUGGGGAUGCAACCCGGGAAUCCCAUGUGGGUGGCGGGAGCCCAAAGACUUGAGCCGUUGCUGCUGCUUUCCUUCUAUAGCAGGAAGCUGGAGUCGGAGGGAGAGCUGGGUGUUGAACCCACGUACUCUGAUGUGGGGUUUGGGCAACUGCUUUUAAAAUUAUUUGUCUAUUUGAGAGGAAGAGAGAGAGGGAGAGGACCCGCAUGCACUGGUUCACUCCCCAAAUGCCUAGAAUGGCUAGGGUAGGGGGCUGGCGGACUGAAGCUGGGAGCCAGAAACUCAGUCCAGGUCUCCCACACGGGUGGCAGGGACCCAACUACUUGAGCCCUCACCGCUGCCUCCUACAGCCUGCCUUAGCAGGAGCCAUCACAGAGCUGAAACCACCAGGUGCUGCCGUGUGGCACACAGGGGUCCUAACUGGCAACUUAACCACUUAGGCCGAACACCCACCUCGGUAAUGGUGAAUUUUACUUGUAUUUUUACCACAAGAAAAAUCCCAACACACAGAUUUAGAACAACCACUUCAUUUUUACUAAGAAGGAAGUUGAAGUCAGAAGAGGAAACAGCCUGGAGAGAUCACUCAGUGGCGGCCAGGGCCACUGACCCCGCACCCCCCACCGCGGGCUGCCUCCCGUCCUCAAACAAGGCCUGAGCCACACGCCCCCCACCCCCAGCCCACAGUGCACCUCCCCUCUCCUCUGCAUGGCCAGUGAUUGCUCCCUUCAAGUGUGAUGAACGAAAGGCAAACCCCAUCUCGCGUCUUCCCACACACCUGUCUGCAGCUGCAGCCUCCUGGCGGGUGGGGAAGGGCUGGGACGAUGGGCUCCUCGCGUGGUAGCCAUUGCUCAGGUUCCUAAACCGAAACAGAACUCAGCAGUGGAGAGGUGAGAAAGCAGCCAGCUCUGCCUGUGUGCCCAGGGGCUGCCUCGCGAUGGGAACGGGGAGGCAACCCUGAGUCCUGACGUGACCUGCUCCUCUUAGCCUGGAAGGCCACUGACGCCCGGAUUUGGAGUAGUGGAGGUAGCGGGAUGAAUCCGGACACUGAGGCACACCGUGUGGUGUGUGGCGCAGCAGUGACAGGACGCUCACGUCCCAGACCAGCUCCCCGUUCCAGCCUCCUGCUGAAGCACCCCCCGAGGGGCAGCAGAGACGGCGCAAGUGCUUGAGCCCGUGUCACCCAGGUAGGAGCCCAGGGUGGAGCUCCUGACUCCUGGCUUCGCUUGGCCCAGCCCCAGCUGCUGUGGGUAUCUGGGGAGUGAACCAGCAAGUAGGAGACUGUUGUCUCUGCUUCUCUGCUUUUCAAAUAAGGGAAAAUAAUUCAACAUGUACCAAUCCGCCAGCAGCGGUGCAGUUUCUGAGUUGGGAAGGAGAGUUUCCACAGGCAGCAGUGGCGGCCCGGAGUGCUUUCACUGAAGCAGCCUGGCCCAGCCGGGAAGGGCAGCCGAGGGUGAGGAGCGUAGGAAAUGCUGCGGGCCCUCGUGGCACGGUGCUCUGAGAAGCCCUGCAGAAGGCGGCCUGCUCUGGCGCUGUUUAAGCCAGUGCUCCCAAAGUCUUUUGACCCCAGAAGUCCUUUCUCCCCUCCUACAACUCAUUCAUACCCCGGGAAAGCCACGUUUCCGAGAACACUCUGGGAAAUGCUGCCCCGAUGCCCUGGGGAGGUUGGUUCCGGCCGCCGGGCCCUGCAGCGAGCAGACGGGAGAGAUGGAGUCUGCUGCGAUCACCCAGCAAACACACCCUUGAUUGUGCUCGGGCUCCUUCCCACACUGUCAGCCUGUGGUUCUCCCCAUGGCAGCAAAGGUGACGCUGACCCUUCCCAGGCAUCCUCCGCUGGAGCCCUUCCCUGCCACCUGUGCGAGCCUUCCCUCCACCCGUCCCACAGACGACGGCAUCGCCACCGGAGCGCAGGUAAAGGGGCCUCUCUGGUGAGCUCAGGCCCGGGCUGCAGGCUGCAGGCUGCAGGCCUCCACACCUGCGCGCUCUGUCCUGCUCCACCGCCCCGAUUCCACUUCUGUUCUUGGGAAGUGGCUUGAGGAGCUGUUCUGGGUCUGAAGGCAGAGGCCUUGCUUUCCCGUCAGGAACUGCAGAGGCAGUCCGCGCUCCACACCACCGAGUCUGAGUCUCCUCUCUGCUCUGCAGGACGUGGAGGCCAAGGGCAGCACUGCCCCAUCUUGCUGGCUGUUCCGAGACAGCCAGAAACUGUCCCAGGAGCCCUCGCCACCCCCACCUCCAGCAGGGUAGGACGGUCGGGCUUGGGCUGUCCGCUGCUGCUGGGCCCAGGGCAGCCUUCCCCCAGCAGGGGAAGAAAGCAGCGGCUUUGCGCAGGCCCCCAGGUGCUUCCUGGCACGGAUGCGUGCGCACAUGCGUGUGCUGUGGCGGGUGAGGCCAGGCUUCAGAGCCGCUCUGAGUCGCCGGGCUCAGGGCCCCCUCGGGCGUACACCCGGGUCCCGUCUGCCUUCCUGCGCAGGCGGUGUGGUUGGCCCCUGUUUGUCACCUCCAGGUCUCAGCGUCUAACAGGCCUCGCCUCUUAGGAAGAUGUGUGCGCCAGAGCUUGGCCCUCCAGGGGCCUCUGGUGACUAUGCUCAUCUUCUACUCCUCUGCCACCGCCAGCCCCCAGCCCCGGCCCAGGAAGACAGUGGCAGACACGGGGAGCCGGGCCGCCCAGGCAGGCCGCCCCUAGACCUGCAGGCCCCGCGCGCCCGCAGGUGCCCGUUGAGUUGAAGGCUGGCCUCUGCAGCGGCUGAGGACUGUUCUGGGCACGGAGUGUUGGGGUGGGUGCUGAUUGGGUGGCAGUCGCUGCUGGGCGGCUCCUCACACUCUCUCUUCUCUCUCCCCAUGCUUUCCUUGCCAUGCCCGUUUUGUAACUGACGUGUGUUCUGUUUAUCAGACAGAGGUCUCCCACAUGAGUGGCAGAGAUCCAAGCACAUGGGCCAUCACCUGCUGCCUCCCAGGAUUCGCAUUAGCAGGAAACUGGAACUUGGAGCUGAACUGGCACUCUGAUACGGGAUUCAAGUGUCCCAAGUGGUGUCUUAACUACUGUGCCAAAUGCCGACUCCUCUCUGACAUUAAGUGUUAUAUAAUUUUUUAAAAAAGAUUUAUUUAUUUAUUUGAAAAGAGUUACACACAGAGAGAAGGAGAGAUCUUCUAUCUGCUGGUUCACUUCCCAAAUAGUCACAGCAGUUGGAGCUGGGCCAAUCUGAAGCCAGGAGCCAGGAGCUUCUUCUGUGUCUCCAAUGCGGGUGCAGGGGCCCAAGGACUUGGGCCAUCUUCUACUGCUUUCCCAGGCCAUAGCAGAGAGCUGGAUUGGAAGUGGAGCAUCCAGGACUUGAACCGGUACCCAUAUGGGAUGCCGGCACUUGGCCCCAAUAUAUAGAGAAUUAAACAACGGUAAGUCUGGAACAAAGAAAGGAGGAGAAGGUCCCCUCCAUGCAUUUCACUCAGCAGAAUUUCUUAAGUCCCCACUAUGUCCUAGAUUUUGUCUUAGAAGAAUAAGGUAGUAUCUCUCUCUCCUGGAGCUCAUGGUCAGUGGUCAAAAAGGGUCGAGGGGAGACAUCGGCCACAGCAGUUAAGAUGCUGCUUGAGGGGUCGGCGCUGUGGCACAGUAGGUAAAGCCAUCACCUGUGGCACUGGCAUUCCACAUGGGCACCCGUUCAAGUCCCAGCUACUCCAUUUCUGAUCCAGCUCUCUGCUGUGGCCUGGGAAAGCAGUGGAAGAUGGCCCAAGUGGUUGGGCCCCUGCACCUACAUGGGAGACCCAGAGGAAGCUCCUGGCUCCUGGCUUUGGAUCUACCUAGCCCUGGCCUUUGUGGCCAUUUGUGAAGGAAGAUCUCUCUCCCUCUCUCUCUCUCUCUCUCUCUGUCUACUCUCUCUCCCUACCUUCCUAUCUCCCUCACUCCCUCUCUCCCUCCUUCUCCUGUGUUUCCUUCUCUGUAACUCUGCCUUUCAAAUAAAUCUAAAAAAAAUAUGCUGCUUGGGAUGCCCACAUUCCAUAACAGAGUGCCUUGUUUCAGGGCUGGCCCCACUUCUGAUGCAGCUUCCUGCUAAUUCGCACGCUGGGAAGACAUCACGUGAUGUCUGAAGUACUUGGGUCUCUACUACUCAUGUGGAAAACCUGGAUCGGAUGGAGCCUGGCUUCUGCCUAGUACAGCUCUGGCUAUUGUGGGCAUUUGUGGUGGAAGAUCUCUGUCACUCUCCAUCUCUCUGCCUUUCAAAUAAAGUUAAAAUAAUUAAUUUAAUAAAAAGAUAUGAGGCCGGCGCCGCGGCUCACUAGGCUAAUCCUCCACCCAGCAGCGCCGGCACACCGGGUUCUAGUCCUGGUCGGGGCGCUAGAUUCUGUCCCGGUUGCCCCUCUUCCAGGCCAGCUCUCUGCUGUGGCCAGGGAGUGCAGUGGAGGAUGGCCCAGGUGCUUGGGCCCUGCACCCCAUGGGAGACCAGGAGAAGUUCCUGGCUCCUGCCUUCGGAUUAGCGCGGUGCGCCAGCUGCAGUGCGCCAGCCGUGGUGGCCAUUGGAGGGUGAACCAACGGCAAAGGAAGAGCUUUCUCUCUGUCUCUCUCUCUCACUAUCCAUCUGCCUAUCCAUCUGCCUAUCAAAAAAAAGAAAAAAAAAAAGAUAUGAGAGAGACCAGUGCCGUGGCAUUGCAGGUAAAGCUGCUACCUGCACUGCUGGCAUCCCAUGUGGGCGCCAGUUGGAGUCCUGGCUGCUUCACUUCUGAUCCAGCUCUCUGCUAUAGCCUGGGAAGGCAGUAGAAGAUGGCCCAAGUGCUUGGGCCCCUGCACCAACAUGGGAGACCCGGAAGAGACUCCUGGUUUCUGGCUUCAGAUCAACACAGCUCUGGCUGUUGCAGCCACUGCGGAGUGAACCAGCGGAUGGAAGACCUCUCUCUCUCCCACUCUGGUCUACCUCUCUGUAACUCUGAUUUUCAAAUAAAUACAUAAAUCUUUUUAAAAAGAAAAUGAUAUGAGGAUAUUUGGAGCUCAGUAUGAUAGAGGCAUCAGAAUAUUGACUAGACACAGUGUAAUCUAAUUAGCCACAUGUCUGUAUUAGAUAUUUAAGUUAUUUAUAUAUUUUUCCAGUUCAUAUCCUGGCUGCUCCUCUUCUGAUCCAGCUCUCUGCUAUGGCCUGGGAAAGCAAUGGAAGAUGACCCAAGUGCUUGGGCCCCUGCACCCACAUGGGAGACCCAGAGGAAGCUCCUGGCUCCUGGCUUCCGAUCAGCCCAGCUCCAGCUGCUGUGGUCAUUUGGGGAGUGAACAAGCAGAUGGAAGACCUCUCUCUGUCUGUCUUUCCCUCUCUCUGUCUAUAACUUUGCCUCGCAAAUAAAUAAAAAAAAAUUUGAAAAAAGACAUUCAUUUAUUUGAAAUGCUGAGUGACAGAGAGAAGGGUGAGACAGAGAGAGGGGCGGGGGGAGAUAUCUUCCAUCCACUACUUAAAUUCCCAAAUAGCAGCUUCCAGGGUCUCCCACAUGGGUGGCAGGGACUCAAGCACUUGGCCCAUCUUCUACUGUUUCCCAGGCAUGUUAGCAGGGCGCUGGGUCGGAAAUGGAGUAGUGGGAACUCCAACUGGCACUCAUAUGGGAUGCUUAACCUGCUGCACCACAGUGCCAGUCCCUGUUUAUAUGUUUUUCUUUAUUACAGAUAAGAUCACAGUGAACCUUUGCAUGCGUAUGCCUUUCUCUCUGCCUUGGAUUGUUUUCUGUCUCUCCCUGAAGGUUUGACUUUGGAUUUCUGGAGUCCAGUAAUGCUGCACGUUGUAUUGUCCAAGGACUGCCACAGCUGUAGCUCCCACCCCGUACGCCCUUGCCACCGUUCUUGAAAAGGGACACACGUUCCUCCUCUUGAUUCUGGACUUCUGACUGAUUCCUCUGAUAGAGUACAGUGCAUCUGUUGCCUGGCUGUCUUGGGAUGCUUGUUCGGCAGGUAAGGUGUUCAACUACCUUGAGACCACCCUGCUGGAAGGCCACGGACACCUGCUCCCGAUCGAUCGCAGCACAGUGGAGCUCCCAGCAGGAGCCAGCAGCAGCCAGCAGCGCCCGGCAACCAGUAGCAGAGACCAGGAGAGAAGGCAGCGUUGAUUGAUUCCGUGUCAGCCGGGGCGUUCCGUGCUCCGCAUGAGGAAAAGGGCAGUUUCCACGGUGACUGAGACCGGUGUGUGCGGACAAGGUGUCUAGCAUCCUGAUCUUUCCUUGUUACUCUGCAUCAUAAGUGGGCAGGGCCAGAUCUAGCAAAUAAAAACACAGGACACCCAGUUAACUACAAGCCUAAGACUAUUCGUUACUCUUCCUACCAUUCCAUUGGCACGCAGCCCCAGUGAUGUCACCACGCCUGUUCACCCCCAAGUGCUGGGAUUUUUACAACCUUGAUUGACUCAGUCCCUGAGCUCUGCAUCCUCACCUCGGCUUCAGCUCUUGCAGACCCCGUGACGCCAUCCUGUGAGUAGCACCCAGGGAAGUCGGCGUUGCCCCCACCUCCUGGGAGUGUCCCAGGAUCUGCAGUUUAUCUCUGUCCCAGGGAUGAAGAUGGACGACAGGUGCUACCCCGUGAUCUUCCCAGACGCGCAGAAUUUCCGCCCCUUCACUUCUGAUUCUCUGGCUGCCAUUGAGAAGCGGCUCAUCAUCCAAAAGGAGCAAAGUAAAUCCAGAGACAAGACAGGGGGUGCAGGAGGUGAGCCCCAACCCCGGCCUCAGCUUGACCUGAAGGCCUCCAGGAAGCUGCCUAAGCUCUAUGGCAACAUUCCCCCUGAGCUGAUAGGGAAGCCGCUGGAAGACUUGGACCCGUUCUACAGAAAUCAUAAGACAUUUAUGGUGUUGAACAAAAAGAGAACCAUCUACCGCUUUAGUGCCAAGCGGGCACUGUUCAUCUUCGGGCCUUUCAGUUCCAUCAGAAGCUUAGCCAUUAGAAUCUCAGUACAUUCGGUGUUCAGCAUGCUCAUCAUCAGCACCGUGGUCAUCAACUGCGUGUUCAUGGCGAGAGGUCGCGUGAAGGACAGCAACAGCACAGUGCCCGACACCGCCGAAUACGUCUUCACCGGGAUUUACAUUUUUGAAGCUUUGAUAAAAAUACUGGCAAGAGGUUUUAUUCUGGAUGAAUUUUCUUUCCUUCGAGAUCCAUGGAACUGGUUGGACUCCAUCGUCAUUGGAACAGCGAUUGUGUCCUAUUUCCCAAACAUCAACAUCAAUCUGUUGUCCCUGCGAACCUUCCGAGUGUUCAGAGCUUUGAAAGCCAUUUCUGUGGUUUCAGGGCUCAAGGUCAUUGUGGGGGCCUUGCUGCGCUCCGUGAAGAAGCUGGUGGACGUGAUGAUCCUCACCCUGUUCUGCCUCAGCAUCUUUGCGCUGGUGGGCCAGCAGCUCUUCAUGGGAAGCCUGAGCCUCAAGUGUGUCGACAACGAGUGCGUGAACCACAGUCAUCACCUGGCAGACAAAUGCUUUGAGAAAGAAGAAAACUCUAAAGAAUUCAGAAUGUGCGGCACCUGGAUGCAGGACAGAGCCUGUUCCAAAAAUUACACAUGCCGCCUCACCAAAUUUAAUCCCGACUACAAUUACACGAAUUUUGACAACUUUGGCUGGUCUUUUCUUGCCAUGUUCCGGCUUAUGACUCAGGAUUCCUGGGAGAAACUUUAUCAGCAGACGCUGCGCACUGCUGGGCUCUACUCCGUCUUCUUCUUCGUGGUGGUCAUCUUCCUGGGCUCCUUCUACCUGAUUAACCUGACCCUGGCUGUGGUCACCAUGGCCUACGAGGAGCAGAACAGGAACGUCGCCGCGGAGACCGAGGCCAAGGAGAAGAUGUUUCAGGAAGCCCAGAGGCUGCUAAAGGAGGAGAAGGAGAAUCUGGUUGCCAUGGGAAUUGACAGAAGUUCACUGAAUUCCCUUGAAGCCUCAUCUUUCUCCUCAAAGAAGAGAAAGCUUUUUGGUAGUAAGAAAAGGAAGUCUUUCUUCAUGAGAGAGCCAAAGAAUGACCAGGCUCCGGGAUCAGACUCUGAUGACGACUCCUCCCAGAAGCCACAUCUCCUGGAGCAGACCAAGCGCCUGUCCCAGAACCUGUCCGUGGACCACUUCGAUGAGCACGGAGACCCCCUCCAAAGGCAGAGGGCCCUGAGCGCUGUCAGCAUCCUCACCAUCACCAUGCACGAACAGGAAAAAGCCCAGGAGCCUUGCCUCCCCUGCGGGAAAAACCUGGCUUCCAAGUACCUGGUGUGGAACUGCUGCCCGCUGUGGGUGUGCAUCAAGAAGGCCCUGCGCGCCGUGGUGACGGACCCCUUCACUGAGCUGGCCGUCACCCUGUGCAUCAUCGUCAACACCGUCUUCUUGGCCCUGGAGCAUCAUAACAUGGACAAGGACUUCAAGGCCAUUUUGAGUACAGGGAAUUUGGUUUUCACUGCCAUUUUCAUAGCAGAAAUGUGCCUCAAAAUCAUGGCUCUUGAUCCCUACUACUACUUCCGUCAGCGCUGGAACAUCUUCGACUGCGUCGUCGCUCUCCUGAGCCUGGUGGACGUGAUUUACGUGAGGCACAACCUGCCCUACCUGCGUCCCCUCAGAGUGCUCCGGGUCUUCAAGUUAGCCAAGUCCUGGCCGACUCUAAACACGCUGAUUAAGAUAAUUGGACACUCUGUAGGAGCCUUCGGAAACCUGACGGUGGUCCUGGCCAUUGUGGUCUUCAUUUUCUCUGUGGUUGGCAUGCAGCUUUUUGGCUCUAAGUUCUGUUCUGUAAAGAGUAGGAAGCUGUGUAACCCUGGCGAGUCCUGUGCACGACGCUGGCACAUGGGGGACUUCUACCACUCCUUCCUGGUGGUGUUCCGCAUCCUGUGUGGGGAGUGGAUCGAAAACAUGUGGGAGUGCAUGCAGGAGAUGGACACCGAGGCGCCGCUGUGUGUGAUCAUCUUUGUGCUGAUCAUGGUGAUAGGGAAACUUGUGGUGCUCAACCUCUUCAUUGCCUUGCUGCUCAACUCCUUCAGCAGUGAGGAGAGGGGCGGAAGCGCGGAAGAAGAGACCAGGAAAACCAAAGUCCAGCUGGCCCUGGACCGGGUCCGCAAGGCCUUCGCGCGCCUGGUUCUCCUGGCCGGGCGUUUCUGCCGCAAGCGGUGCGGGAAGCGAAGCUCACGGAAGCAAACGGAGGGGCCGGCAGGCAGAGACCUUAUCGCCCUGGCCUCAGGGAAGAGAGGGGGCCCCGAGCCCCGGGAGGCCGUUGGUGCCCCGGCCUCCGGACCAAGGCUCUUGAGUAUUGGACACGGUCGGGCCUGGCUGGCCCCACUUGCGGAAGAGGACGACGCCACCUCUCUCGGAGAAGAUGAUCCGGCGGCCGCCACACAGCAGGCCUGCGAGCCCCAUCAGGAGACCGAGAAGCCCUCCAGCCCUGGAGUCGAAAGCCUGGAAGUUGACGUGUUCCCCGAAGAUGUUUGUCUGACUUCACAGACUCCCCAAAAGAAGGCUGACAGCAGCAGUGUCCUCUCGGAGUGCAGCACCAUCGACCUCCAGGAGGCCUUCCGGUGGUUGGCAGAGACGGCUCCCAGAAAGCAGCCGGACAGGUGCUUGCCCAAAGGCCUGAGUUCCUGUUGCCCAUGCUGCAGCGUGGACAAGAGAAAGUCCCCCUGGGCCACUUGGUGGAACCUGCGCAAAACCUGCUACCAAAUAGUAAAACACAGCUGGUUUGAGAGCUUCAUUAUCUUUGUGAUUCUGCUGAGCAGUGGGACGCUGGUAUUUGAAGAUGUUUACCUUAAGCGCCAGCCCAACAUUGAAAGAUUGCUCAAUUGUACCGACAAUAUUUUCACAUUUAUUUUUAUCCUGGAGAUGGGUCUGAAAUGGGUGGCCUUUGGAUUCAGGAAGUAUUUCACCAGCGCCUGGUGCUGGCUGGAUUUCGUCAUUGUGAUUGUGUCUGUGAUCAGCCUCAUCAACCUGAAGUCCUUGAAGUCCUUCCGGACUCUGCGAGCUCUGAGGCCACUCCGGGCGCUGUCGCAGUUUGAAGGAAUGAAGGUGGUGGUGAACGCUCUCAUAGGUGCCAUACCUGCCAUUCUGAACGUUUUGCUUGUCUGCCUCAUUUUCUGGCUCAUAUUUUGUAUCGUGGGAGUAAACUUCUUUUCUGGAAAGUUUGGAAAAUGCAUUAAUAAAACAGAUCCAAAUUUGUUUACAAAUCACACCAUCAUUACAUAUAGAAACCAAUGCCAAACUGACAACUUCUCUUGGGUCAACCCAGAAGUCAACUUUGACAAUGUGGGGCAAGCUUACCUCGCUCUGCUGCAGGUGGCAACGUAUAAGGGCUGGAUGGAGAUUAUGUAUGCUGCGGUUGAUUCCCGAGAUAAAGACGUACAGCCGGUGUUCGAGGCGAAUUCGUGUAUGUACAUCUACUUCAUAAUUUUUAUCAUCUUUGGCUCAUUCUUCAGUCUGAACCUCUUUAUCGGUGUUAUUAUUGACAACUUCAACCAACAGCAGAGAAAGAUAAGUGGCCAAGACAUCUUUAUGACCGAAGAACAGAAGAAGUACUAUAAUGCCAUGAAAAAAUUAGGAACCAAAAAACCCCAAAAGCCCAUCCCAAGGCCUCUGAACAAAUGUCAAGGUCUCGUGUUCGACUUAGUCACAAGCCAAGUGUUUGACAUCAUCAUCAUCCUCCUCAUCGUCCUGAACAUGGUCAGCAUGAUGAUGGAGACGACCGAGCAGUCUCGAGCCAUGACGGCCGUCCUGGACUACCUCAACGUCGCCUUCGUGGUCAUCUUCACGGCAGAGUGUCUCGUCAAAGUCUUUGCUUUGAGGCAGUACUACUUCACCAAUGGCUGGAACUUAUUUGAUGGUGUGGUCGUGGUUCUGUCUAUUGUCAGCACGAUGGUGUCCGCCCUGGAGAACCAGAAGCACAUUCCUUUCCCUCCGACGCUCUUCCGGAUCGUGCGCCUGGCCCGCAUCGGCCGCGUCCUGAGGCUGGUGCGGGCGGCCCGGGGCAUCAGGACGCUGCUCUUCGCGCUCAUGAUGUCGCUCCCGUCCCUGUUCAACAUCGGGCUCCUCCUCUUCCUCGUCAUGUUCAUCUACGCCAUCCUCGGCAUGAACUGCUUCUCUGACGUCAGCCCGCAGCCCGGCGUCGACGACAUCUUCAACUUCAGGACCUUCGUGAGGAGCAUGCUCUGCCUCUUCCAGAUCACCACGUCCGCGGGCUGGGACUCCCUGCUCAGCCCCAUGCUGAAGGCGGAGAACGCCUCCCGGAACCGCUACCUCCCGGCCAUAGCCAUCGCCUACUUCGUCAGCUACAUCAUCAUCUCCUUCCUCAUCGUGGUCAACAUGUACAUCGCCGUGAUCCUGGAGAACUUCAACACGGCCACGGAGGAGAGUGAGGACCCCCUGGGCGAGGACGACUUCGAAAUAUUCUACGAAGUGUGGGAGAAGUUUGACCCAGAAGCAACGCAGUUCAUCGCCUAUUCUGCCCUUUCCGACUUUGCCGAUGCCCUGCCGGAGCCUCUGCGGGUGGCAAAGCCGAACAAAUUCCAGUUUCUAGUGAUGGACUUGCCCAUGGUGAGCGGGGACCGGCUCCACUGCUUGGACAUUCUCUUUGCAUUCACCACCAGGGUGCUCGGCGACUCCAGCUGCCCGGACAGCAUGAAAGCAAUGAUGGAGGAGAAGUUCAUGGAAGCAAACCCUUUCAAGAAGCUCUACGAGCCCAUCGUCACCACCACCAAGAGGAAGGAGGAGGAGCGGGGUGCCGCAGUCAUCCAGAAGGCCUUUCGAAAGUACCUGACCAAGAUGACCAAGUGCCCCUUGGAAGACAGGCCCCCUCCCCCACUCCAGAUGCUCUGCAACGGAGACUUGCCCAGCGCCGAGGUCGCCAAGGGCAAGGCCCACUAUGACUGAGCCCCUCACCUGCUUCCCUACCUCACAGCCUCACAGCCUUGCUUGCAGCUCAGUGCAGGAACAAACCUUGGGCUCCGAGAAACUGGCCGUUCCAGCCUCCGGAGUGUCUGCCACACUUCAGAUCCUUCCUGCAGAGAGAGGUCUCAGAUAAAGCUGUCUGACCCUUAGCCACGGGCACUGCUUUACCACGGAAGAUUCUAGAAGGGGCUAGAGAGGACACACUAACGCUAGCAUUGACAUACAGUUCAGACUCAUUGAAACAAAAUAAUAGGUAAAAACACGUAAAAGUUUUAGAUUGUGUUUUGCGUAUGUUUCUAGACACAUUCAGUAUCUCUGAUGUUUUUGUCCGUGGAAAUAUGUGGUUUAUCACGCACAGUUCUUUUGCAUGCUAAAUGAGAGUUCAAAACAUGCCGCUAAACGAAUGGCCUAUUGCAGAUGGAUUUACCAACACUGGGUAUUUUAGGGUUAUUUCAAACCUAAGCAAAGAUCUUGGCUUGUCCGCUACCACUCUUUCUUUCAUAAGCCACAGUCUGCUAUGGGGACAUCUGAAAACCAGGGGUCAGCAUUUGGGGCACAGCAGGUUAAGCUGCUAGCGCAAUGCCAACAUCCCACAGGACACCAGUUCAAGUCCUGGCUGCUCCAGUUCUGACCCAGCUCCCUGCUACUGCAUCUGAGAAAGGCAGCAAACAUGGUCCACGUGCUUGGGCCCUUGCACCCCUGUGGGAGACCUGGAUGGAGUUCCAGGCCCCUGGCUUCAGUCCGGCCCAGUCCUGGUCAUUGAGGCCAUUUGGGAAGCGAAUCAACUAAUGGAAGAUCUUUCUCACUCUUCUCUCUUUCUCUCUUCAAAAUUCUGCCUUUCAAAUAAAUCUUUAGAAAAGAAUGGAAAAAAAUUGAAAAAUAAAGGACAUUUUCAAUUUUCAUUUCUUUCAAGCUAGUAUAGUAGUAUUUU